Molecule: messenger RNA, 1777 nt
Organism: Amaranthus tricolor (Joseph's coat)
Lineage: Eukaryota; Viridiplantae; Streptophyta; Magnoliopsida; Caryophyllales; Amaranthaceae
Exons: 1
Coding region: 241-1377 (378 amino acids)
Source: RefSeq, a predicted model, not a curated record
UAGUAAACUUGUGGUAGUAGUGGACUAGUAGUAUACCACCUUACCACAAUAUAAAACUCUUUUGUCUUCCCUUUGGUUGUCGGCAUCUAUUUCCUUUCUUAGUCAAAUUUAUCAAUCUCCCACCAAAUACCCCUCUUCAGCCCGCCCACAAAAUUUGCCCAACCAACACCCAAAAUAUAUCCCCAUUCCCCUCAAACAACACUUAAUCUCAUACUCUAUUCACACAACAAAAAAGGAGACAUGGAGAUACUAGAACCAGCUGCACAUAUGACUCAACCAAACACCAUUAAUUCUACACCAUUUAUGAGCGCUACCUCUAGCCCUCAACGCACACAACCCAUCCUUAACUUCUUUUAUAGCGCACCCACUAGCCCACGCUCACCUAAAUUUCAUUCAUCUAAUUUGUUUGAUAAUAUUUAUACGGAUGAUUAUAUGGGUUCGUCUUAUGAUGGGUUCGAGGGUCGCCCAUUCGACUGGGAAGUCAAGCCUGGUGUGGCAAAAAAUGGUGAAGAAGAAAUAAAUAUGGUGGGAAAUCGAAUUGAAGAAGAAGAAAAGGAAGAAUUUGAAUUUGAAUUUAGUGGGCAAUUGGAUAUGAUGCAGAUUAGGCAGAGUUUAUCUUCAGCUGAUGAGCUUUUUGAUGGAGGGAAAAUUCGACCGUUGAAGUUAAAACCACCUCCUAGUUUAGAAAUAUUCAAAAAUUGUUCUGAAAAUACUUCUCCUAAAUCUCCUAGAUCACCUAAGUUUGGUAUGUGUAAGUUUAAGGAAGUUUUGUCUCCUAAGAGGAAAACGGGUCUGGUUUUUGGAGCGGGUCCAGACCCGUUUGAGGAAGCGAUCCGGAAUACUAGGAGAUCAUAUCAUGAUGAAAGGAAACAAAGAGGAAGAGGUAGAGAAAGGAUAAGUCGAUCACUUUCUCCUUUGAGAGUGUCUGAAUUUGCUCUUUUACAUCAUCAAGAACAACAAAAUUUUGAUGAACCUAGUAAUAAUAAUAAUAAUAAUUCUUCAAGUGGCUUAUUUGGAUGGAAUUCAAGCACAAAAAAAUGGAGGUUAAAAGAUUUGUUUCUGUUUAGGAGUGCUUCAGAAGGACAUUACAAAGAUUCUCAAUCUUUUUCCAAAAGAUGGAGUUUUAGAUCAGCAAAUAUGGUGUCUGGAUCUGGGUCUAGGUCGGGUUCGGUUUCAGGUUCGGAUUCAGGUUCGGUAUCGAAACGAAGAGGACAAAAAUCUAUUCAUGAAAUGCAUUAUAGUUCAAAUAGAGCAUUUACAGAGGAAAUGAAGAAGAAAACAAGUCUUCCUUAUAGGCAUGGUUUAAUGGCUUGUUUGGGUUUUAGUCCUGUUCUUCCACAAUUUUCCUAUGCUUUUCCUAAUACUCCUCCUUCAUGAAUUCUAUCCUUGAUGUUUUGUUUGGUAAUUGGUAUAGUAAUAGCAUAGUGCAAAACUACGGUUUUUGUCACAAUAGCGAUAAUUAACAAUCACAAAACGAAUGCCACAGUUAAUAACGAUCGCAAUACAGUGAUACAGCCUUAUUUUUGAAUUAUGCUUUUAGCGAUAUUCUGGUUACAUUGUUUUGUUUCUUAUGAUUUGGUUGCAUGAUCUUGUAAUUAGUACUCCCCAAAAUUGUUGUAUGUUUUGGUGUGAAAUUAGUUAUAGUUCAAACCUUAUCAUCACUCAAAGAGUUUGUUAAUUUAUUGCCAAAUGUAUGUAUUAGUAUUUUAUUAAAUUGUAAAGUACCACGUUUCCGUUACCAAUAAUGCAAUAAAAUUGUGAUUGAUACAUUUUUCAA